This is a messenger RNA of Adelges cooleyi (spruce gall adelgid), 3035 nucleotides long. RefSeq names its product centromere protein J (gene Sas-4). The transcript is spliced from 8 exons. NCBI's taxonomy places the organism in Eukaryota, Metazoa, Arthropoda, Insecta, Hemiptera, Adelgidae. Gene Ontology annotation, molecular function: tubulin binding. The coding region runs from base 114 to 2627 and encodes 837 amino acids. The record is from RefSeq and is a predicted model, not a curated record. Gene Ontology annotation, cellular component: centrosome; nucleus; centriole. Gene Ontology annotation, biological process: cilium assembly; centriole elongation.
UUUUAAUUUACAAAAUGCAACAAGUCUUAAAUUCCCAUAUCAAGAUUCAAGACUUAAACUUUUAAAGUAUGCGUUUUUACUAAACAUGUAGUAACAAUUAAAUAACAAUAAUUAUGACUACUGUUUCAACUACUUGCGAUAUAAUGGAAAUGAUGAAGGGACAUGGAUCGAAUUUUAAUAUGUCCACUGUUAUGCAGUGUGUUCAAGAAUUAAAAGCCUGGCAAGAAAUGCAACAACAAAAAUCAGAGAAUGAACCAACGAUGGAUUUGUUAAGAAACGAAAUGGAAGAUUUAUUGCAAUCAUUUGAUGUACCUGAAGGCAUUCAAGAAAACCAUAAUGAUUAUUGUGUAUCUUCAUACUCAGGGAUUGACGAAGAAUUUUUGCAUAGACUAGGAUACAAAAUAAAUAACCAUAAAGAAGAACAUUGUAUUUCAGAGACUGAAUGUGAUGAAAAAUCAUUAUACAAUCUAAACAUUUUGAAUGAAAAUUUUAAUUCUUCUCCUAAGCAUAAUUCAAGAGACAAUCUAGUAAUAUUGUCUCCGAAUAAACAUUUUAAUCAAUGUAAAGGAAAGUCUAUAGAUGAAAAUGAAAAGGUAUUAAAAGAAAACCAGUCUAAACAAAUAAAUGAUUAUGACACCGAAAAAAAAAAAAAGAAACCAUACUUAAAAAAAGGUGCAGGUUUAGCAAGAUAUGGUUUAAAUUUAGAAGAAGUUAGAAAUAAAAAAGGAAAAUUAAAAUUCAACAAACCGAUAAUUCCAUCAAAAGAGUUCAAAAGCUUAAAACAAAUGAAAACAUUACCCAAAAUAGAACAAGGUAAUUACUUUGUUGAAAGUACUCGUCUAAAUUUAGAAAAAGUUAAACAAGUUGAUUCUUGGAAUAGAUAUGAACCUAAAAAUGUACCUAUAAAUUAUGAUUUUGAAAAAAUCAGAGAACAAAAAGAAUUACAAGCAUUUGAGAUUUUGGAGGAACGCGCUAAUGAAUCAAAUUUUAAUGCAUCUUCUCCUAGUGUGCAUCAGCUCCUUGAAGGAGCAGUUAAUUUAAAUUGUAAUAAGGAAACGCAAUCAACAAGAUCUGCCCGUUCUCUUAACUUUAACCAAGUAAACACAUCUACUCCUAAUAAACUACUUAAAGGUUCUGAUGAUGCAUAUUCAGAUUGUAGCCAAGAAUGUGAUCCAUUAGAUUUAACAGAAGAAAACAAAAAGGAUAUGUUUUCAAAGAAUAUUAAAAGACAACAAACAUUUACAAAAUCCAAUCAACCUAAGCUCACAGAAAAUGAAAAAAAAUAUUUAGAAAAUUAUACUUCAACUAAUCCUGUAAUUAAUCCAAAUUUAGAACAAUCUUUUAACACAGAAUUACUAACAAAAAGAUUGGAGGAGUUAGAAUCUGAGAUUGAAACAUUUCGUGUUGAAAAUGCUAAAUUAGCUAAGUUGCAACGUGAAUUUCAAAUUGAAAGAAAACAAUUCUACAAGAGUAAAGAUGAUCUUAUAAAAAAACAUAAUGACGAACGAAAAGUGAAUGAAGACAAGUUAGCUGAGGAAAAGAAAAAAUUUGCAAAAGAAAAGGCUAAUUUUGAAAAAAAUGCUAGGGAACUUAGAAAUAAACCUAAUAAACAGGAAAGAGAAGAAAUAAAAAUACUUAAAGAGCAGCUAGCAGAGUUAAAAGAAGAAUUCAACAAAAAGGAAUCCAGGUGGUCUACUGGCCAAGCCCGAUUAAGAAACCAAGUUAAAGUAUUAGAGAAUGCAAAUACUGCUCUACGUAGUGAAUUAGAAGUUGUAAAAAAGAUGUCAUUGAAUAAAAAAGUUACUUUUAAAACUACUCAAGAAAAACAAGCUUUAAAAAAAACAAAAAUGAUUCAUAAUGUUAAUAAUGAACUAAGUAAACUUACUCCAGAUAUGGUUUUAUCAAUGGUUGACCCUACGUUAAAAAAAGUUCCAGCAUCAAUUUUGAGAAAACCAUCUACAUCAACAGAAUAUGAUGAAUCGUCAGAAUGUUCAUCUGAUGAAAAUCAGUUUAGUGAAAAUAUAAUAACCAAUGAUGACAGUGACUUUUCAGAUAAAGAUAAUAAUCCUAAUAAUUCUGGAAUUAUUCGGGAAACAGUAUUAGAAGAUGGCCGUAAGGAAAUAUUAUAUUCAAAUGGGAAUUUGAAGAAAAUUUCAUCAGAUGGACUAAAUAUAAAGAUAAUUUAUUAUAAUGGUGAUGUGAAGGAAACACGACACGAUUGUGAACGGUAUUACUUUUCAAAAAACAAAACUUAUCAUACAACUUUUAAAAAUGGCCUUGAAAUUAUUGAGUUCCCCAAUGGACAAAUUGAAAAGCAUUAUAAUGACGGCAAAGUUGAAAUUGAUUAUGUAAAUGGGAAAAAGCACACUGUAUACACUGAUGGUAAAGAAGUAUGGAAUUAUUUAGAUGGUUCAGUUUUGACAGUUAAUCCAAAUGGACAACGUGAAUUAGUAUUACAAAAUGGACAAAGAGAAAUACAUACUAGCGAAUUUAAGAAACGAAUAUUUCCAGAUGGAACAACAAAAAUUGUUUAUCCAGAUGGAUCACAAGAAACUAAAUACCCAGAUGGUAGAAUUCGGAAAAAAGACAAGGAUGGAAACUUAACCCUGGACUCAAAUGUUUCUUAAAGUACAUUUGAAUUAAUAUAGUAUACAUAUAUAUAUAUAUUUUUUUUUUAUAAUGUUUGUUGUACUCAGGCAUAACUUAAAAUUUUUAAUUUAAUUUAAUUUUUGUAACAUUUGUUUUGAGAUUAUACAUUCAAUUUUAUAAUAGUUGAGUAUUGCUAAGCAACCUUUUAGUGUGUAAAGCAGGCUUCUUUAACUGCAAAAUAGUUCUAAAUUAAGGAUACCAAUACACAGUCAAAGACCAAAAUAAUAUUAUAAACACCACCAGAGGGUUGAAUUUAACUUGCUAUUUAGUAUAUAUUGGUUUAGUCCAUAAUUUUUUUAAAAAUGUACAUCUAAAUCGAUUUUUUUAGAUAUAUUUUAUGAGCAGUAUGGACAAAAUCCCCGUAUGAAUAAAGUUUAUUAUAUAUA